AUGGACCCGACCAACUUGUUCGACACGCAGUUUGUGGUCAACCAGAUCGACCCUGAUGGCAAGAAGUUCGACCGAGUGUCACGAAUCAUUGCGUCGUCGCCGUCGCUGGAGAUGAGCUUGUCGAUCGACAUUGCUACGGAUGUGUGGCCUGUAUCGGAGGGACAGCAGCUCACGUUCCAGCUUGCGUCGACGCUCAAGAAGGAGGCGGCGGGUACCAAGGUGGAUGGCGCUGAUGGCGAGCAGGAUGCAGCGGCGCAGGCGGCAGAGCGCGAUGCGUGGAGACUCGACCAGCCGGGCAACGGCGGCAUCGCAGACGACUUUGACUACGUCAUGUACGGCAAGAUCUACAGAUACGACGAAAAGGUCGCAGACGAGGUCACCGUGUACGGCUCGUUCGGUGGCCUCAUGAUGGCCCUCACCGGCAACUUCCGCCACAUGAGCAACAUCACCAUCGGCUCCAACGUCUACCUCCUCAUGCGCUGA
Messenger RNA from Moesziomyces antarcticus, 483 nucleotides. RefSeq names its product RNA polymerase I. Lineage: Eukaryota; Fungi; Basidiomycota; Ustilaginomycetes; Ustilaginales; Ustilaginaceae. The coding region runs from base 1 to 483 and encodes 160 amino acids. Gene Ontology annotation, molecular function: DNA-directed RNA polymerase activity. Gene Ontology annotation, cellular component: RNA polymerase II, core complex; RNA polymerase I complex; RNA polymerase III complex. Gene Ontology annotation, biological process: DNA-templated transcription. The record is from RefSeq and is a predicted model, not a curated record. The transcript has 2 exons.